AUGGGUGUAGGGAUUGCAAUCCGGAAAAAUGGAUCCGGUAAUCCGGCGGAUCUGGCAUCAUUUAAUGGUUACCGGAUUCGGUACCAAUAUCGGUAUAUUGGAAGACCGGAUCCGGUUCUAGCACAAGAAGCCACGUGUUAUAGCGUACAUACUAAAAAAGAGAAAGAUUUUGAUAAAGUACAAAAAAAAGAAAUGACGACAUUUGAAAGCGAUGGAGUCCGAGGAGAAUACUUGUCUGCUAUUCAUGAUUAUUUGCUGACAAUAAAGCCGACAAGUGUAGAAGCUGAAAGGGCCUUUUCGGCCGCAGGCUAUAUUUGCAGCUCUAUUAGAAGUCGUUUAGCUGAUGACACAAUUAACAAUAUUUGUUUUCUACGAUCGUAUUUUCAAAAUCAAUAUUGA
This is a messenger RNA of Pieris macdunnoughi, 399 nucleotides long. Lineage: Eukaryota; Metazoa; Arthropoda; Insecta; Lepidoptera; Pieridae. The record is from the annotation of a GenBank genome assembly.